UUUUGUGAUAGCUCAUAUGUGAAUACAAAUAUAUACGUUAUUUUAAUGCCUAGUCUUUGUAUUAAGUAUAGUUAACCUUUAUUAUAGUUGUUUUAUUUAAAACAUGAUGCAAGUGAAUAUUUAGUAAGAAACGUGACGAAUACAUUUUAAUAAAUCUAAAAUAAGCUCAAAAUGUAUAUACAUGCAAAUGUGCCUACCUAAGUUCAGUGAUAGUUGCUUAUCAACGAAUAUAAUAAUUACAACCCAAUUUACAUUCGAUUUCUACGUGUGCAACAGUUAAUAAAAGUACUGCCAUCACUUUUAUCUCUAAAGAUAAAUUAACGAUAAUGAUCCAUUUAUUGCAAGAAAGCUAGCCAUACAAAAGCACCGGUCACAGUCGCAAGAAACCUCCAUAUCAUACACAUAAAACAAAAAUAGUACGUGGAAGCAGGAAGCACAGAGUUAAAGUUGUUCUUAAUGGCAUCGCUAGCCCGCACAUGGAUAUCUUCCAUCCAGAGUUGUCGAAUGUGGCCAACACUAAAACGCUCAACUGCACUUCACUUGCAGGUCAAACGUCACUGCCACUUAAUAAAUGGAGCCCAACGACAAACAUUUGCUUAUAUACGAAGUCGGAUUUUGUCAACUACAAAUACGGUUUUACUACCCACCAAAGCGUGUCUCUUAUCACCCCGACAGUAUUCCCGAACAUGUUUGCGAUUGUCAGUGGCGACGCCAAUGUUAUUGUGUAAUAGAAAUUUUUGCAUAGUCAAUAGAAAAAAUCGCACACUUGACAGCUGCUAUCGCGAGCAUAGUCAUAAGUGUUUUUGCAAUUACGAUUUGUUGUCUCAGUAUUCACAUUUGCAACUCGUUCAGCGGCUGGGAGAUUGUCAACGAGUGCAGACGCGUUGUAUUUCAAGUGACUUUUCUAAUUUAACCAAACAAAGCUUCGGUAGUGAAGUUAUGGACGCACCAGAAGGCGUAUUUCGCGGCCGUGUUGACCGUUUCAAUGGGAUACUGGUAGACUCGGAAAAAGAAUACGAUGAAGCCGCAGAUUUUGCCAAGAAACUACAGACCUCAUUAGACCAUUGGAUGUCUAUUAAACGCCGCGCCAUUUGGUUUACAGUGCAGAAAGAGCAUGCCGACUGGGUGCCACAUUUAGCCAAGGCCGGGUUUGAUUUUCAUCAUGUCUCUACUGCCUCUUCUGCUAUUGUAAUGAUUCGUUGGUUGCCGAACGACGAAUAUGCCAACAUACCAACCUUCUGCCACACUAUGCUCGGUGUGGGCGGUCUUGUUGUAAACGAUAAUAAUGAGGUGCUAGUAGUUAGCGAUCGUUUUGCGUUGAUCGCUAAUAGUUGGAAAUUGCCGGGUGGUUAUGUUGAGCCAGGUGAGGAAAUCGUUGACGCCGCUAUACGUGAGGUAAAAGAGGAAACGGGCAUUGAUUGCGAGUUCCGCACUGUGAUCUCCAUACGGCAUUCCCAUAGCGGCAAUUUCGGUUGUUCGGACAUGUAUAUAGUGGUGGCAUUGAAGCCACUCAAUUUGGAUUUGUGUAAAUGCGAACGUGAAAUUGCCAAGGUGCAAUGGAUGCCAGUGGAGGAAUAUUUGCAGCAUCCGGACGUGCAUCAAACAAAUCGUCACUUUAUGCGCACCUAUUUGGACUAUAAUAAACGUAAUAUACGUUUUACAUACGAACGUGCACAGCAUCGGGUAUUGAAACGUGAAUACACUUUGUUUUAUAUGAAACCGAUUGAGGAUAAAAAGGAAAGUGACAAAGUCUAGCAGGGUAAUGGAAUGUGAUAGGGCCGUAAAGAGUGAACACAGCUACACGUAAUAACUCACGAAGUGGCCUUUGUAGUUAGACACAUGUACAUACAUACGUAAUAUUAUAAUACAAAUUUUAAUUUUUUUUACGAUUUGUAAAAAAUACCGGCUAAGAUGAAUUUAACAAAUACGCUAGUAUUGAAUAAAAUCCAACCAAAUAUGGCAACAAGAA
Anastrepha obliqua is the source of this 1969-nucleotide messenger RNA. RefSeq lists its product as uncharacterized. Gene Ontology annotation, molecular function: NADH pyrophosphatase activity; ADP-ribose diphosphatase activity; NAD binding. The record is from RefSeq and is a predicted model, not a curated record. NCBI's taxonomy places the organism in Eukaryota, Metazoa, Arthropoda, Insecta, Diptera, Tephritidae. The transcript is spliced from 5 exons. Bases 457 to 1755 code for a protein of 432 amino acids.